Molecule: messenger RNA, 1399 nt
Organism: Dissoconium aciculare CBS 342.82
Lineage: Eukaryota; Fungi; Ascomycota; Dothideomycetes; Mycosphaerellales; Dissoconiaceae
Exons: 1
Coding region: 271-1047 (258 amino acids)
Source: RefSeq, a predicted model, not a curated record
GCGGCCGUGCGGCGAGGGAAGCCGCGCGGAGGGCUACGAACCAGACGAUUGUGAGUGUCUUUGCGGCGCUGUUCCUGAGCGGCCUAGUUGCCAUCUGUAAGUUCACAGGCUGCCUUUUGAGGGGGAGACGGUUCAAUCUCUAAACAAUUUUUUGCUGACGAGGUUUCCAUCGUCCUGCCACCAGACCUUGCAUUUUCUUUCGGAAAGCCAGCUCAGCCACAUGGUCCCGUCUUCCAUGUUCUCUUCGCUCUCGGUAUCGUCGCCGCCGCGAUGAUCCUGGGCUAUACCCUGUGGCGCAUGUUCAAAACGAAUGUCAAGUCGUCAGGUGCGUCACAGACUAGCAGCCACCAACAUCGACGCCGUCGUUCAGAUGAGGAGAAUCUGUUGUGGGUCGAUGGAGGAGAUGCUGGCGAGGCGGAUAGGCAGAGCCGACGAUCCGCAUCAACCCGUAGUCAACGAUCUCACCGUGGUCGUGAGCGUUCUCGUCGGCGUGUUACAAGCCCGACAAACCAGACGAAUGGGCGACCGGUGCCUCCGCCACUGCCUGCUAUGCCAACCAUCACAGUGGACCCCAAUUUUGACGCAUUUGUCCCAACCGAGCCGAUUCAAGUUCAUGGCACGGCUGCUGCCAACAGUGGAACGGGUCCAACUCUGGCGACCGCUGUCGACGAAAAUGUUGACAAUUGGAGCAAGCCCGCGACAAGUGUCAUCCACCCACCGCCUGCAUACGGCCGCUGGCGAGGCAGCGUUCUCGCGAACCCCGAUCUACUGCAUUGGCAAGCAGUUCACAAUGCGGCCACUGACGUUGACCCAGCCUUGCCUUCCCCCGCAUACGUUGCCGAGGUAGAAGAUGUUACGUCUGCUGCUCAUGAUAAGCAAGUGCCAACAGCAGAGGCUGCACCUGGCGAGUCAGCGAUGAUCUUGCCGCCGACUUAUUACAAGAGUCCGUCGAGGAUGAAAGCGCGCGUUGCGGAAGCGGUGCAGGUACAGGCGGUCGAACCGGAGAUGAUUGAGGUCAAGAUGGUCGGCGUAGGUCGGAGUACGUAAUCGAACGCAGAGUAGUGCCCCCGGAGGAAAUAAUCGGAGCAUGGCGGAAAAUUUGGUCCGCUGCUGGCUGGCGACCUCCGCUGCUUGUGAUGUAUCCGCGAAGUUGUUGUACCCAAAUUCAUGAGUUAUUUUCAUACUGCGAAUUUCGAGCUUGGCCAUUUCCAUCCCCUGACCGCUGCAAUCCCCGUCGUAAUACCUUCCACAUCAUUUCGGCCCCGUUGCAGACGUAGGCGGCAUGGGAGGUUUCUGCUGCUGGCCAGGCUUCUUCGUCGACUCCUUAUCCCACCAUUCUCGCCAGAACUUUUCGUCUUCGACACGUUUGGCUUCCUUCUGUUCCCGCUGGACGCGACGU